CCGGCGGGCUGUCGGCGAUCUAGCUCUUUUCUACCGUUACACCAACGGGCUUUGCUCCUCAGAGCUCUCUACCAUGAUGCCGCCGCGCGAUGUUCCUGCCAGACAGCCAGACAGACCCGCCUGACUUUGGCGUCCCAUCCUAACCGUGUCGAACUUCGUACAUCCAGAACCGGCCGAUACGACCGCUCAUUUGUCCCGAGGGUGUCGAGAUUGUGGAACAGUCUACAAGAAGAAGCUUUUCCCAGUUCUAUUAAAGUUAAGCAGUUCAAAAAUCGUAUUAAUGAAAUUUCUUUGGGAUCAUCAUAGCAGCCGCGGUGUUCCGGCAUUUAGACUUCUGCCUGCGCGGCUGCACACAUAAUUAUUCAUACAUUAUUUAUAAUUUACCUAUAUAUAGUAAGAAGGAAACAUAUUUUUAUUCAAGAUACGGCAAGGUGAAGGUAAUCAACUCGAUUUCUACGAGAAAAAUAAACAUUUAUUCUUAUUAUGAAAUGCAACAGUCAGCGGUGUUAGGUUUUUAUGUAUCUGUAACUCUAAGGUAAGUGAUCCGUUUGUCGACAAUCGUAACAUAAAUUGAAAUAGUCAUAACACGUCUGCAUAAAAAAGCAUGUUCAUGUUCAUUGACUUAAACUGAAAACACUUUAGUCACGCUUUUCCAAUAAUUUAACACACAAUGUAAAGGUAAACAAACGAUCGAAAUAUAUCUGCCCAGUUUAAGUGAUUUUUUGUGAACGUUACAUUAUUACACUUUUUGAGAUUCUUUAUUUUUGUUUUCAUUCUAAAGAAAUGAGAUAAAAUUCCUUUGAAUUUAGUAUUCAAGAACUAAACUAAAAAAUGCUCGAGCCUGUCACCAUCUUGCAUAAACAAAAAAUUAUUCCCUUACCAUAAGAAAGAUAAACUGAAUAUAUUAGAAAACACAAUGAUUUGAUGAACAAAAAACUGAAUCAACAAAAACAAUUCUGUAUAAAUGUCUCUGAGCAAUAUUUCAAUGUCAGAAAAAUACCGCUGAUCCUCUAUCUAUAUAAGGUGCUAUUGCAUCAGUUUUGACCUUUGAGAUAUCGAUAAAAAUGUUAGAGAUACUGCUAUUAUUGUUGACCCAUUCCUCACCACUUGUGGAUUAUUUUUAGUAACGGAUCCUGAAGUGGAAGAAAUAUGUUGCCGAGUUGUAAGACCGCUGCAAGAAUAAGUUUGAAGGUAGAUCAGCUGGCCAAGGUUCCGAAGUGCCAGAGAAGGCUUAUCAGCAGUAAAGAGGUUAUAGAGAAAGAGAAGAAGUAUGCUGCUCAUAACUAUCAUCCGUUACCUGUGGCGCUCACUAAGGGAGAAGGAGUAUUCGUGUGGGAUGUUGAAGGGAAACGCUACUACGACUAUCUAAGUGGCUACUCUGCCAACAAUUUUGGCCACUGCCAUCCAAAAAUAGUGAAAGCAAUGCAAGAUCAAUGCGCAAAACUUCACCACGUAUCCAGAGCUUUCUAUUCUGAUGUUUUAGGAGAAUACUCAGAGAUUAUAACCAAGCUUUUUGGAUAUGACAAACUAAUGCCAAUGAACACAGGUGUAGAGGGUGGUGACACAGCAAUAAAACUAGCAAGAAAAUGGGCAUAUAAGAAGAAGAAAAUCCCGAAAAAUGAAGCUAAAACUAUUUUUUGUGAAGAUAAUUUUUGGGGCAGAUCUUUGGCUGCUAUAUCUGCCUCGACAGAUCCUCUAAGUUUUGAGAAUUACGGGCCGUACAUGCCAGGAUUCCAGAUAAUACCGUACAACGACUUGACAGCACUUGAGAAAGCCCUACAAGAUCCCCUGGUCUGUUCUUUCAUGGUAGAACCUAUCCAAGGAGAAGCAGGUAUUAGGGUUCCAGAUCCAGGGUAUCUGAAAGGAGUCAGGGACCUAUGUUCAAAGUAUGAUGUACUUUGGAUAGCUGACGAGAUCCAGACAGGACUGGGAAGAACUGGAAAGAGGUUAGCUGUAGACUAUGAGGGCGUCAAACCAGAUAUUUUGGUUCUAGGCAAGGCCUUAGGCGGAGGAGUGUAUCCAGUUUCUGCGUGUUUGGCAGAUGAUGAAAUCAUGUUACAAGUUGAGCCAGGUACUCAUGGUUCCACAUUUGGCGGCAGUCCACUAGGAGCCAGAGUAGCUAUGGCAGCCUUAGAAGUAUUGGAAACGGAAGGGAUGAUACAGAACUCAUUCAAAAUGGGCGAAAUAUUUAGGAAAGAGUUAACCGAAAAACUAAAGAAACCCAUUAUCAUAGAGGUCAGAGGAAAAGGUCUUCUUAAUGCUGUCGUGAUUAACAGAAAUUGUGCCAACGCCUGGGACAUAUGUCUGCGCAUGAAAGAAAAUGGUGUCAUUGCCAAACAUACGCACGAAGACAUCAUCAGAUUUGCCCCACCACUGUGUAUCAAUGAAGAACAACUCAGAGAGAGCAUUGACAUUAUUGUCAACACGAUCAACAGUAUUCAAGUCAACGCCAAGUGAUUUAUAUAUUCCAUUAUUUGUUUGUUCAUUAUUUUGUUAACCAAUAAAACAUGCUGUUAACAAACGUU
Acanthoscelides obtectus is the source of this 2525-nucleotide messenger RNA. The record is from the annotation of a GenBank genome assembly. NCBI's taxonomy places the organism in Eukaryota, Metazoa, Arthropoda, Insecta, Coleoptera, Chrysomelidae.